GGGCCCGGGCGGGGUCGCGGAGGGCCGGGACCGGGCGCCCCGCUCCGUCCGCCGCGCCCGAGUCCCUGGGCCUGUUGGGGGGUGCGCAUCCCGCCGCGGGCGGUGCGAGGCCGAGGGGACCCGGCAGCGGAGUGUGAGGACCAGACACCCCCGCGAUGACCAGUUCCCCUGUCUCCAGAGUCGUCUACAACGGCAAGAGGAACAGUAGCCCCCGCUCGCCCCCCAGCAGCAGUGAGAUCUUUACCCCAGCCCAUGAGGAGAAUGUGCGCUUCAUUUACGAAGCCUGGCAGGGGGUGGAGCGAGACCUGCGGAGCCAGAUGUCCGGCAGCGAGCGGGGCCUGGUGGAGGAAUACGUGGAGAAGGUCCCUAACCCCAGUCUGAAGACCUUCAAGCCCAUCGACCUGAGUGACCUGAAGCGCCGGAACACGCCUGACGCCAAGAAGUCCUGAAGCGUGCCGGUGUCCCCCCCCCCCCCUCGCCUCUGGGAGACCCGGGUGCUGCCCCGUGUUGGUCUCCCGGGAAGGGGAGGGGCCGUGCGCCCAGGGGGCCGUCAACCCCAGCACCAGGACGGGCGUGAUUGGUGGCCAAGGCCUGCCCUUCCUCCCUGAGCCCCCUCCUUUCCUCUCAGGGGCUCGCAAGCUGCCCCUGUCCCCGGGGGGGGCUCUGGGCCCUGCCAGCCCCUGCUCUCCCCGUAGUGGUCUCUUCAGAGCUGCCUGGCUCUGCCCGCCCCCACCCCACCCCGGGGCCUUGACUCUGACUCCCCUCCACUUCCCAUCACCUCCCAUGGCCCCCCACCCCCCACCCCCGUGGCCACUUCCAAGGCCACGAGGGAGACCAAGGGGGCGUCUGCUGUCUCCCAGGCUGGUGGUCCUGGGCUGGGCUUAUCCCAGAGGUGGCCCGGAGGCAGGACGUGGGUGGCCCUGCCAUACCUGCUGUGUAUUCCCUACCAAGUCCUGCUGCUUCUCUGGCCUGGACGUGGCGGGGAGCGUCUAAGUCUCCACCCCGCUCUCCAGUCCGGCCCUUUCCUUCCCUGCAUCAGCUUCGGGAUGGCACCAGCUGUGUGGGCCUGGGGUGUUGCCGGGCACCCGCUCAAAAGGGGUCCUGGGCAACCAGGCCUAGUCCCUUGUUGUCUGCGGCCCUGUGGCCACAGCAGCCGCCUCGGGCAGGGCCAUGAGGCUGACCCUGGCCCUGUGCUGUGCGCUGGGAUGGCCACCAGGGCCCCCCUUUCCUCCUGUGCUCUCCAAAAGCCAAGUGUCUGUGACUGAAGCCCAAGGGCCAGUGAAUAAAGGUGGGUGGCGCUGGGUCGGCCCCUUGGUCUGUCAGGCCCCUGCCCCAGCCGUCCACACAGGGCUGGAGAUCCAAGGUCAUGGUCCAGGCGCCCGAAUCCAGAAAUUCCA
Hyaena hyaena (striped hyena) is the source of this 1397-nucleotide messenger RNA. It is a transcript of the gene MCRIP1, whose product is annotated as MAPK regulated corepressor interacting protein 1. Lineage: Eukaryota; Metazoa; Chordata; Mammalia; Carnivora; Hyaenidae. The record is from RefSeq and is a predicted model, not a curated record. The transcript has 5 exons. The coding region runs from base 156 to 449 and encodes 97 amino acids.